GAAAGACUGAGUAAGAGCAGAAGGGAGCAGAGUGUGACGAACUGAACAAAGCUUCUUGACUUGAAGGGCAGAGUCAACAUAUAUGUCAGCAAAGCCUAAAGUGUCUGAAGAUAAAAGUGUUUACUAGUAAGAAGAGGCAGAGGAGUUUCCAAAUGUGACUGGACUUGUAAGUGUCGACUGUUUUUCUUCUAGAACUCAGAGGAAAGAGCCAGAGAAGAAUGGAGAGGCAUGCAGGAAGGAGCAGCAGGCAGGAGACGAGAGGCUGAAAGAGGAAGUUUUUUGCAUUUCACGCACUGUUGGUGCCGCUGAGCCCCUCGGACGAAUUCUCCUGGCUUGGUUGGUCCCACAUCUGGAAUGUCGAGUCACUUCCUCUGUCUGCCUGCAGCGGGGUUGUCCUUUGUCUUUCUGCUCCCACCCUCUGCUUCUGACAGCGACCUGAAGAAGCACUGGAGACCACGGAUGAUUCCCUCCUGAUUGGACACAAACUUCCAGACCCCUGGAGUUAACCUACUCAGAUCUUCUCUAUCUGGACUUGGACUCAAAUAGAAACAACUGUAGGCAUCUGCUUGAACCUACUGUAGGGUAUUCCUAUUCCCUUAUUAGGCAACAGAGCUGAGAAAUCAUUUGAAUUAUGGUCUCUGUUGCAUGUCUGUCUGGUUUAAGGUUGACUGACUCCCAUCUGGUAUGUUGGAUGUGAGAGUGGGGCUGCUCGAUUUGUUUGUUUCACUCUCUUUGCUUCUCCUUUUCCUGUUGUUCGUGUGUAGGUCUUUUGUUUUGGCACAAGAGGAGGGCUUGUGUUUGUGGUUGAGCUCGAGACAGCGUCACUGCCUCAGGAGGGGCUGCUCCAUUCAGAGUCUGCAGAAUUUCUCCCUGCCUUCCUCUCUUUCUCCCUCCUCGUCAGCUGUGAUGGUCUGUGUUUGUUGGAUCCACGCACACACACCUGGGCGCAACAGCUCGCAACCUAAAACAGGAACUGUGCCUCUUUGAAGGAGGGGAUGAUCUGAAUGGUGGGCUGGAGCUUUUGCUGAGGACUGGAGUGGAAUAACCUGAGAGUCGGCUGGAUUUGACUUCCCUCGGUGCAACAAGAAUGGGUGAACCAGAAGGAGCAAGGAAGGACCCAGGAAGUGUUAGCUGAUAGGGGUUGACACUUGGGUUGAGACAAAAAGGAUCAUGGGGAAGUUUUGAAUGCUCAAGUAGACCAGUCAGCGCAGACGCUGAUGAUAUGAGAGACAGACCUCCAGAACAAUGCCCUCUGUGCUUAUGUGACAAUAAACUUGGAAUCUCUGCAGAGCUCUUAACCUCAUGUGGAUGUUUCUCCUCAACACACCUCUUGCUAUAAAGGACCAUGGCUGCUGCAUCAUGGUAUCAUCGUGACAUCAGCCGUGUGUGUGCAGAGGACUUGUUGGCACGAGCAGGGAGGGAUGGCAGCUACCUGGUAAGAGACAGUGAGUCUGUGCCUGGAGCCUAUGCAUUGUGCCUGCUAUUCCAACGCCAUGUUCACACAUAUCGUAUUCUUCCUGAUGCAGAUGGUCUUCUGGCAGUUCAGACAACACAGGGGGUUCAGGUGAACUGUUUCCGGACCCUUGAGGAUUUGGUGUUAGGGUACCAGCAACCACACAAAGGCCUGGUCAUCCCGCUCCUCUACGCCGUUCCUCCUGACACUGACACUGGGGAUGAGAGCUCAGACGAUGAGAAGCCCGCUCCCACUCCAGCCUCCAUCAACACCGUGUCUUUCACAGGACCACCAGCAAAACCAGCCCCCCAUGCUGUUUUCCUGGAGAAGCUGCAGGAGCUGAAUACAUCCAAUGCUGCAGGCGAGGUGAUCGGCCUGCUCAAUGACUACCUCUUCAGUGAGCUGCCUCUCGACAUUGAAAAUGUGCACAAAGGGGCGACGACAUUAAGGCACCUGAAGCGUACGCUGGCUGCUGCCUGCCAAGGCCUCAACAGUGAGAUUGAUCUCACACUUGUGAGUCUGGAAACUUUGGCCAAAGUCUUCGACCAUCCGAGCUGCUCUCUAACACCCAACAAGUCCCAGUGUCCAGAGAUGGAGAUUGACAGCCUGUUGUGUAAGAUCUCAGCUUUGGUCAGCCUUCUGUCUUCAUUAGAGAAAAAGGUGUUAAAGGCAUUACAAGAUGCUGUGACUAAUCACAACCUGGCAGUGCAGCCAAGCCCAGCUCCUCCUGAACCAACACCUGUAGCACCUGUGAAAACCCACACCAGGCAGAUACCUGUGCACUCCUUUCAGGUAAAGGUGGUGAGGUACGGCAGACAAACAGUUUCUGUGGAUGUAGAUGCAGGAGCGCUGCUUUUUGACAGGAAACCCGGCUUGUUCGGAGUAGAAAGAGUCUCACAUGAUAGAAUCCUCCAGAUUGUCAAGUUUCAAAACAGCCCGGCAAAGAUACGGGUCGUGGUCGACAGCUACCAGAACACUCCGCGGGAGAUGACGUUUGAGAGCGCGCGGAAAUGUGAAUCCUUCUGCCAUCUCCUCCUGCUGAUGAAGACCACACACUCUCAGCUGAACCAGCCUGAUCUGGUCUCUGUGUUUGUUGGCACCUGGAAUAUGGGUGGUUCCCCUCCUCCUCGCAGCCUGCAGUCAUGGGUGACCUGUUGCGGUUUGGGUCACACCCCCGACGACUCGACGGCUUUACUUCCGCAUGACAUCUACGCUUUGGGGACUCAGGAAAACCCUCAGGGGGAAAAGGAGUGGACGGAGCACAUUAAAGCAACUCUACACAGCUACACUCACGUUGACUUCAAACUAGUGGCAGUGCAGUCCCUCUGGAACAUGAGGCUGGCCGUGUUUGCGAGGCCUGAACAUGAGAGCCGCAUCAGUCAUGUGAACACAGCCAAUGUGAAGACUGGCCUGGGCAACACGUUGGGUAAUAAAGGAGCUGUUGGAGUUUCCUUCCUCUUUAAUGGAACAUCCUUUGGGUUUGUGAACUGUCACCUGACCUCAGGAAGUGACAAAGUAUUGAGGAGGAACCAGAACUUCAUUGACAUCCUCAGACUUCUUUCUCUGGGGGACAAACAGCUUUACGGCUUUGAUAUCAGCCUGCGCUUCACCCACCUCUUCUGGUGUGGAGACCUCAACUACAGGCUUGAUCUGGAUGUCCAGGACAUCCUGAAACACGUGUCCAAAAGAGAGUUUGAGGAGCUCAUGUGUGCAGACCAGUUAACCCGAGAAAGGCACAAGAGGAAGGCCUUUUUCAGUUUCAAGGAAGAGAAGAUAGUAUUUCCACCCACAUACCGGUAUGAGCGAGGUUCCAGGGACUGUUAUCUGUGGCAGAAAUACAAGACCUCAGGGGUGCGAGUCAACGUGCCGUCGUGGUGUGACCGGAUUCUGUGGAAGUCCUACCCAGAGACGCACCUCAUCUGCACCGCAUACGGUUGCACAGAUGACAUCUUCACAAGCGACCACUCGCCUGUUUUUGCCACUUUCCAAGUGGGAGUGACGUCCCAAUGCGGCGCCAAGAAAGAUUUAAAUUUCGGUGUGGAAAAGGCCUGGGUUGAGCUCGAAGGCAUCGAUGCCAUCGUGAAAACUGCGAGCAAGGCAAAGUUCUUCAUUGAGUUUCACUCCUCUUGCAUUGAAGAGACGCAGCGCUCCAGUGAGAAUAAUUCACAGGGUUGUGACGUUCCUGGGUUUCUCAAACUCGGUUGGUCCUCCAAACAGCUCCCCAAGCUUCUUCCAGUUUCAUCUGACAUGGAGUAUCUUCAGGACCAGCACCUGCUUUUGUCUGUAAAGUCAUGUGAUGGAUUUGAAUCAUAUGGUGAAUGUUGUGUGCCUCUGGGCUCACUGACAGGUGCGUCGCAGAAAUUUGAGACAUUUUUGAGUCACCGAGGUGAGGAGAUGGGCUCCAUACGAGGACGGGUCAGAGUCCACGUGCCCAAAGAUAGACGGACAACACGGAAGAAGAUCUAUGAUGUGUUCUCUGUUGAGAAAGACGAUAAAGGUCCUGGGAGGGGACACUUGUCUCCUGCAAUAACACGAAUCCCUGCAAUUAGACCAUCUGGAGUACCUGUAAAACUAACAYCCAGCAGCUACACCAACCCUGCCUACUUCAUCUUUGAAGGUGUAUCAGUCCCACCCAGGGUGGAGGAGACUCCCCCCCAGCGAAAGAACCCUCAGGUCAUCUGGUCUGGUAACGAUGUCCUGCAGCUCCCAAAGGUCUCAGCCCAUCCGGGGUUUGACAGGAGAAGUUACCACAGAUCAGACUUUACAGAAAUCGAAAUUCCCUCCAUCCUGUCUCCAAACACUGACUUCCAYAUGCCCCAAAGUGACUCCUCUUAUCAGCUUUUUCCAGUUCAAAACCCACCUCCAGUACCUCCACCUUCAAGUAAAGCCAACCUGCAGUACCACCAGCAGCAGAGAUCAGAACUCAGAAACAAAAACCAAGGAAAAAUGACUGUUCAGGACUCAGUGCAGCCUGAAAGCAACACGAGGAACCUCUACAUGAACCACUCUGCAGUCAUGAAGGAAAAAGCCAGAAGAGMUAAACAUCAGCUUUUUCCAGCGAGGACAAAUGCAACCCAAACUGCGAAGACGCCGUCACCGCUGCCUUAUACCCCUACUCACAUGGCGCUCUGUCACGCCUCUGCUUCCUGGAUCGUCAACAAACACCCUCCAGAGUCGACGGGAGACAACUCCCUCACCGCUUUGCAAAUUGCCAAGUCCCUCAGUGAGGUGGACUUUUUCCCAUCAGUGGAGAAAUGCCAACCUCCAGUCAGGCAGAGGAUAAGUUGUAGAAAUGGUCCUUCCAAGCAUGGGGACAGGGGCUACAGCUGGGAGAAAGAGCAGGUGUCUGUCCUUAGAGGUGCACCAGAAACUGUGCAGGAGCUGCUCAGUACUCUGGGUCUUCAAAAAUACACCCUGGGUCUCAGCCUCAGUGGCUGGGAUGAUCUGGAUUAUUUCAGUGGCAUCACCGAGGAGGAUUUGUGUGCAGCUGGAGUAACAAACCCUGCACACCGACGCAGGAUCCUGGAGAACCUUCCCAGGAACUGGACCUGACAGGAACACGAUGGUGCAAAGUUUGAUCACAAGUAGAACUGGAAAAAAGAACUUUCAUGAACUGAAGGAAGGACUUUUAUUUGAUCGACCAAAAAAUAAAUAAAUAAAUAAAUAAACUGACAUUUUUCCAUGUACUGGAUUUAAACUGAGUUCACCUGUACCAACAGAGGAGAACAUAAAAUGCAGUACUUCUUGCACAUUAUAUUUUCUUCAUUUACCGCCUUUAAAACUGAUGAAUGAAGGGAAACUAUUGUGUGUCUUCAGUUUGUGACAAAUAACAAAUAAUAUUUUGAUAUGUUGGCUUCAUUUAUUUUGUUUUUAAUAAUUCAUAAAUUGCUCUAUAAUAUA
Messenger RNA from Austrofundulus limnaeus, 5353 nucleotides. RefSeq names its product inositol polyphosphate phosphatase-like 1b (gene inppl1b). Lineage: Eukaryota; Metazoa; Chordata; Actinopteri; Cyprinodontiformes; Rivulidae. Gene Ontology annotation, biological process: regulation of immune response; negative regulation of insulin-like growth factor receptor signaling pathway; phosphatidylinositol dephosphorylation. The coding region runs from base 1346 to 5005 and encodes 1219 amino acids. The record is from RefSeq and is a predicted model, not a curated record. Gene Ontology annotation, molecular function: inositol-polyphosphate 5-phosphatase activity; protein binding. The transcript is spliced from 27 exons. Gene Ontology annotation, cellular component: cytosol.